UGAGAGCCAAAGAACCAAACAAUCUCUUCCGAAGAGCCAGCAAUUCUCAACCGCUUAACCCCCAGAAGGAGAUACGUGUGAAAGGGAGAGGACGAGCCAGAAGUCUCAUUAUCUACCAAGAGCCCGUCGUUUGAAGCUGCACCACACCUCUGUAUCAGCUUUAUCCCCUUAUAUUUAUUCUGCCAUUCCCCUAUUAAUCCAUCUACAAAUUUUCAGUGGCUGUGGUGUUGCUCAGUCAAUGCCUCAUAACUUCUAUUCAUAAUACGACAAAGGGGCUAUAGUGUUUUAGGCAGACUUAUACUCUUACUUUGCUUCCUGGCCAUUCUGCACAGCACUUGGGCUUCCACUCCAACGGCCACACCCCGUCUCACCGCCAACCCAACAUCAAAGUGACAUUUGUCUGAAAAUUCCCAACUUAGUAGCAGAGUUAGUUCAAGAGGCUGCUGCGUAUUUGAGUGCCGCCAAUAAGACAACAGCUGAUCCAUCAUGUCGCAUAAGGGACUAGACUAUGAGACACUGAAUGAAAACGUGAAGAAGGUUCAAUAUGCUGUUAGGGGCGAGUUGUAUCUUCGUGCUUCUGAGCUUCAGAAGGAAGGGAAAAAGAUUAUUUUCACAAACGUGGGCAACCCUCAUGCUCUAGGACAGAAACCACUGACUUUUCCUCGCCAGGUGGUUGCUCUAUGCCAAGCUCCAUUUCUAUUAGAUGAUCCUAAUGUAGGACUCGUAUUCCCAGCAGAUGCAAUUGCAAGAGCUAAACACUACCUUUCAUUGACUUCGGGUGGUCUAGGUGCUUAUAGUGACUCUCGAGGUCUUCCUGGAAUAAGGAAGGAAGUGGCAGAGUUCAUUGGGAGGCGUGAUGGGUAUCCAAGUGAUCCAGAGCUCAUAUUUCUCACGGAUGGUGCCAGCAAAGGAGUAAUGCAGAUUUUGAAUACAAUUAUCCGUGGUGAAAGGGAUGGGAUUUUGGUUCCUGUCCCACAAUAUCCGCUUUACUCAGCUGCAAUAUCUCUCUAUGGUGGUUCUCUUGUUCCAUAUUAUCUGGAAGAGACAGCAAACUGGGGUCUUGAUGUAAAUAACCUUCACUCGUCAGUUGCAGCAGCUCGCUCCAAAGGAAUAACUGUCCGAGCAAUGGUGAUUAUAAACCCUGGAAAUCCUACUGGUCAGUGUCUUAGUGAAGCCAAUUUAAAAGAAAUAUUGCACUUCUGUUACCAAGAAAACUUAGUCUUGCUUGGAGAUGAAGUUUACCAACAGAAUAUUUACCAGGAUGAGCGCCCUUUUAUCAGUGCUAGAAAGGUUUUGAUGGACAUGGGCCCACCCAUAAGCAAGGAGCUCCAGCUUGUUUCUUUCCACACAGUCUCUAAAGGAUAUUGGGGUGAAUGUGGACAGCGUGGUGGAUACUUUGAGAUGACCAACAUUCCUCCACAGACUGUUGAUGAGAUUUAUAAGGUUGCAUCAAUAUCACUCAGUCCAAAUGUCCCUGGGCAGAUAUUUUUAGGUGUCAUGGUCAAUCCACCUACACCUGGAGAUAUUUCAUAUCUGCAAUUUAUGAGAGAGAGCAAAGGUAUCCUUGAGUCACUGAGGAGAAGGGCACAGAUAAUGACUGAUGGAUUCAACAGUUGCAGAAAUGUAGUUUGUAAUUUCACAGAAGGGGCCAUGUAUUCAUUCCCUCAAAUAAGAUUGCCACCAAAAGCUAUUGAGGCUGCCAAAAAGGCUGGUAAAGUCGCUGAUGUUUUCUACUGCCUCAAGCUCUUGGAAGCCACUGGAAUUUCCACUGUCCCUGGUUCAGGAUUUGGACAGAAAGAAGGGGUCUUCCACUUAAGGACAACCAUCUUGCCAGCUGAGGAAGACAUGCCUGCAAUUAUGGAAAGCUUCAAGAAGUUCAAUGAUGAGUUCAUGGAACAAUAUGAAGACCAUAGAGGCUAUUCAAGGAUGUAAGGAGGAUGCUUCAAAUUUAGUGACUUGUAACUAUAUUCUUUGGCAUAGCAAGCCAUUUAACAUAUGAUCCUUAAACUUGUGUCCUCUCUAUAUACUUGGCUUAUAGACUUCUACUCUUGAAGAUUUAACCACUACUCUGUCCAUAUCAUCUUUCUAUAUUUGGUUGUCUA
Molecule: messenger RNA, 2102 nt
Organism: Vitis riparia (riverbank grape)
Lineage: Eukaryota; Viridiplantae; Streptophyta; Magnoliopsida; Vitales; Vitaceae
Product: glutamate--glyoxylate aminotransferase 2
Exons: 14
Coding region: 487-1932 (481 amino acids)
Biological process (GO): biosynthetic process; photorespiration
Molecular function (GO): pyridoxal phosphate binding; glycine:2-oxoglutarate transaminase activity; L-alanine:glyoxylate transaminase activity
Source: RefSeq, a predicted model, not a curated record